Molecule: messenger RNA, 363 nt
Organism: Botrytis sinoallii
Lineage: Eukaryota; Fungi; Ascomycota; Leotiomycetes; Helotiales; Sclerotiniaceae
Exons: 1
Coding region: 1-363 (120 amino acids)
Source: RefSeq, a predicted model, not a curated record
AUGAUAAAACGUCAAAUUGAAGAAAUCGAAGCAAACAAUCCGGCCAUAGCACGAGUGAGUUCUGAAUUAGUAAAUCCACCGUUCAAUUUCAAUCAAAAUAUCAUCGGAAAGAGCUGUAUUGCGAAGCAGAAGAAGCAAAUAACAAGGAAACCCAAAUCAAAUAAUAAAUGGCAGGUCGAGUUGGUCCAUAACGAAAGCCGUACGAUUGAAUCUCGAGAGGAGGUUCUUGAGGCCAGAGAGAGAGAGAGAGAGAGAGAGAGAGAGAUGGGCAAGAAAAGUUACCAGCCAGCAAUGAGUGCGUCAGAAUGCAUAAUUCGUGAUGCUAACAAGCAAAACAAGAAGCAAAGGAAAACAGGAAAGUAG